CUGGUAACUUAUCAAACGAAAUGCAUUGUGGGCAAAGCGUGUUUGAGCUGCUGAAACAUUUUUAGGUGACUCCAGGUUUGACGACAUGUCGUCAUCCAAAAAGAAGGCAGGUGGCGCUGACGAGCGCUUCCUGCGGGUGCAGAAGGAUCCUCGUUUCUGGGAAAUGCCCGAGCGAGAACGCAAGGUGAAGAUCGACAAACGCUUCCAGUCCAUGUUCUACGAUGAGCGCUUCAAGGUGACGUACACGGUGGACAAACGUGGACGUCCCGUCAACCGCACGUCCACGGAAGACCUGAGGCGCUUCUACAAGCUGUCUGAUGAGGAGGAUGCAGCUGUCCUGCAGGCUGGGGAGAAGAAGAAGAAAUUGGAAAAGACUGAGAGGAAAUCAAAGAAAAGAGGAGCUGACGAGGAGGAGGAGGAGCCUCCACGAGGAGUCAAACACAAAGGGGAGGAGCCUCCACGAGGAGUCAGACACAAAGGGGAGGAGCCUCCACGAGGAGUCAGACACAAAGGGGAGGAGCCUCCACAAGGAGUCAGACACAAAGGGGAGGAGCCUCCACAAGGAGUCAGACACAAAGGGGAGGAGCCUCCACAAGGAGUCAAACACAAAGGGGAGGAGCCUCCACAAGGAGUCAAACACAAAGGGGAGGAGCCUCCACAAGGAGUCAAACACAAAGGGGAGGAGCCUCCGGGAUCUGUUGGUGCACCGGAAGAAGAUGAUGAAGAGGAGGAUGAAAGCGACAGCGGCACAGAGUCGUCGUCUGAUCUGGACUCAGACGGGGACAGUGACAGCGGGCCGGACCUGGCGAGGGGGAAAGGAAACGUGGAGACCAGCUCCGACGAGGACGAUGAAGACGAGGUGGACGUCAUCCUGAGGAAGGAGGACGAGGAGCUCGCCCACGACUGGGGAGAGCUGUGCAAAGACGCUCCGCAGAGCAACGAGGUUUCUGCUCGACUGGCCGUCUGCAACAUGGACUGGGACCGGAUCAGAGCCAAAGACCUGCUGGCUUUGCUGAACUCCUUCACACCCAAAGGGGGCGCUGUUCUGUCUGUUAAGAUCUAUCCAUCAGAGUUUGGGAAGGAACGUUUGAAGUCGGAGGAGACGACGGCGCCAGCGGAACUGCAGGCGCUGCCUGACGACUCCGAGGAUGACACAGAGGAGGAGCGGGUUUACAGGGAGAAGAUGCGCGACUACCAGUUUAAACGUCUGAAGUAUUAUUACGCUGUGGUGGAGUGCGACUCGCCAGGCACCGCCUCCAAGAUCUACGAGGAUUGUGACGGUUACGAGUAUGAGAGCAGCUGCUCCGUUCUCGACCUCCGAUUCAUACCUGAUAACGUCACGUUUGAUGAUGAGCCGAAGGAUGUGGCAACGGAGUUAAACCUGACAACGUACACACCUGAGCUGUUUACAUCCUCGGCCACCGCCACGUCCAAGGUUCAGCUGACGUGGGACGAGACGAACCACGCGCGCGUCACCGCCAUGAACAGGAAGUUCAACAAGGACGAUCUGCUGGAUCUUGACUUUAGAGCUUACCUCGCCUCCUCCAGUGAGGAUGACUAUGAGGACGAGCAACAGGACACAGCAGAAGACAAACAAACAAACGUGGAAAAAAGCAGAAAGAAAUCGAGGAGCGAGGAGCAAAUCGCAAAGUACCGGAACCUUCUGAAAGGGAUCGCGGACAAAGAGAAGAAACUGCAGGAGGACAACUGCAUGGAGAUGCAGGUCACAUGGGUCCCCGGACUGAAGGAGACGACGGAGCAGCUGGUGAAGAAGAAACUGGAAGGAAAAGAAUCACUGACACCGUGGGAGAAGUUUCUGCAGAAGAAGAAACAGAGAAAAACUCGAAAACAAAAGUCUGCAGUUCUCAGUGAUGACAAACUUCCUCCAGACGUCGACCUCGAUGACCCCUUCUUCAAAGAGGAGCGCCAUGCUUCAGAACCAAAAAAGAAACCAAAGUUGGAGGAAGAGAAGCAGACAGCUGAGGAGGAGGAGCUGCAGAGACAAAAGGCUGAGAUGGCACUGCUGAUGGACGACGCCGAUGACGUCAAGCACAAACACUUCAACUACGCAAAGAUCGUGGAGCAGCAGAACCUGAGCAAGAAGAAGAGAAAGAAGCUGCAGAAGAAGAAGAGCGGCGAGUCGCUGGAGGACGAGGACCACUUCCAGGUGGACGUUAAGGACACUCGGUUCCAGGCCAUGUUCACGUCCCAUCUCUACAGCCUGGACCCAUCCCACCCGAGCUACAGGAACACCCGAGCCACGCAGACCAUCCUUGCUGAGAAACAGCGGCGCCGUGAUGAGGAGCAGCUCCACCUGGAGGACGCCAUCAGUGCUCACAAAGCCACACCCACACAGGAAGAGGCGGGCUCUGCUGCAGUGAAGAAGGCGAUGGACCCCACUCUGUCUCUGCUCAUCAAGUCCAUAAAAUCCAAAACGCAGCAGUUUCAGUCUCAGAAGAAACAGACGCGGUGUCCCUCUCACAUCCAGCUCUAAUGGGACGAGUCGUGCUGUUGACACUGUUUCAUGAACUGCAUGUCAUUUUAAUCAUCAGAGGAUUUGUAUAAAAAAAACAAAUCAGCUUCGUUA
This is a messenger RNA of Thalassophryne amazonica, 2587 nucleotides long. RefSeq names its product ESF1, nucleolar pre-rRNA processing protein, homolog (S. cerevisiae) (gene esf1). The transcript has 15 exons. Gene Ontology annotation, cellular component: nucleus. Lineage: Eukaryota; Metazoa; Chordata; Actinopteri; Batrachoidiformes; Batrachoididae. The record is from RefSeq and is a predicted model, not a curated record. Gene Ontology annotation, biological process: rRNA processing. The coding region runs from base 86 to 2494 and encodes 802 amino acids. Gene Ontology annotation, molecular function: RNA binding.